AUGUUGAGAUGCCUUCUUAGGCAGCUGGUCGAGGCUCUGCCUAUGAUUCCUACGUCUAUCUAUUAUUUCUAUGAGAGGUUGGAUGCCAACAGAGGGCCACUUCCCCAGCAUGAGUGCGAACGAUUCAUCACCGAGCUGGCAAGCGAUUUAGACGGUUGCUUUCUGGUCUUCGAUGCUCUCGACGAAGAAAUUGACCAACAUGGUACACUACAAUCUGUUGGAGACGACUUUGCGAAGAGACUGCUGGAUACAUUGCCAGAGCGAGCCGAUGGGAUGUUUCUACUUGCUGUCCUUCAGCUUCGCACCAUACUUCGGGAGCCAACACUCGGCGAAAUGGAGGAUGCCUUGGAGAGCUUGUCUCACGACCUGACCGAAGCCUUCAAGGAUACCGUACUACGAAUCAAAACUUUGCCAAAGAGCCGCUGUCGCCUCGGGAUGGACGCCUUGAUGUGGGUCAGUCACGCCAAGCGGCCAUUGACUUUGGAAGAACUGCUUGAUGUGUUGGUCGUUCGGCCCGGCCUUGCGAGAGUAAACGCCAAAUACCGGCCGAGUCUAAUAACAGUCUUGGACUGCUGUCAGGGGCUCCUAGUCAUGGAUCAGGAGACCCGUGUCAUCCGCCCGGCUCACUAUGCUAUCCAAGAAUAUCUUCAUAGCAGCAGUACCAGGAAAUUUCCAACAGCUCUGAGCCAAAUGGCUUGUAUCUGUCCUGGGUACUUGUCAUUUAAUGAUUUCCGCGAUGGUCCGUGGGACGACAAAAAAGACAUAGACGAUCACAUAUCCUCAUGGAGGUUCCUGGAAUACGCGUCUCUAUACUGGGGUAAGCACGUGAAAGCACAAGACAGCAACCCACAAGUCAUGUCGAGCCUAGACAACUUCUUCAGCUCUUCGUUUGCGCCUUCUGUGGCCAUCCAGGUGGUCCGGCGCCUCGCAGGCUACCGAGAAGUCUACUGGGACCCCGAGGAGUGUCGAAGCUUCACUCCGCUGCACCACGCGGCUCGCAGCGGACUUGCAUCACGUGUCAACUCGAUACUAAGCUCUGGCCUCUACAAUGUCAACAUCUGUACUAAGAUGGGGACGACAGCCAUCAUCCAGGCGGCGGCCGAGGACCAUACCUCGGUCGUGCGAACCCUUCUGCAACACGGAGCAGAUCCGUUAUUAGAAAACUGGUACGGGAAUGCCUUACACCGCGCCAUCGGAGCCGGCUCACUGGGCGCUAUUCAUGAACUGCUCGCUUGGGGAAUGGACUUGGAUGAUCCCCGAUACAUAAUCAGCACGAUGGAUAACGACCAAGCAGACGCCUUUGGAGCACUGGUCGAUUUGGGCGCCCGAGAGGACAGCUACCUUCGCGGAGAAGACCAAGAAGACAGAAUUAACUUGUUCCACUACGCAGCUGCCCACGGUUGCGGAAGGAUUGUUGAAGUCAUCGUGCGAAAGGGGUCGUGGGACUUGCACUCUCGAGACGCCAGAGGCCGGACAGUGAUGCAUUACGCAGCCACAACGCUGGACCCUCAGGCUUUCAAGGCACUGGUUGAUGCUGGUGGCAGGGUGAAUUUGAUAGAUGACUUUGGGAAGGGGCCACUAGACUACGCCGUAGAACACUACAACGAGGCGUGGGUGGGCCUUCUCGAGGACGCUGCCGCCGUCCGCUUCUCAACCGAGAGCCCGGCCUGA
This is a messenger RNA of Anthostomella pinea, 1671 nucleotides long. The record is from the annotation of a GenBank genome assembly. NCBI's taxonomy places the organism in Eukaryota, Fungi, Ascomycota, Sordariomycetes, Xylariales, Xylariaceae.